This is a messenger RNA of Pecten maximus, 702 nucleotides long. Its product is annotated as spore coat assembly protein ExsA-like. The record is from RefSeq and is a predicted model, not a curated record. Lineage: Eukaryota; Metazoa; Mollusca; Bivalvia; Pectinida; Pectinidae. The transcript has a single exon. Bases 1 to 702 code for a protein of 233 amino acids.
AUGUCGCGUCAGGGUAACAUUGUCUUCUCAAUGUCGCGUCAGGGUAACAUUGUCUUUCCCCAGUCUGGUCGGGGUAACAUUGACUCUCCUCCAAGUCAGGGUAAUAUUGUCUUUCCCCAGUCGGGUCGGGGUAACAUUGUCUCUCAUCCAAGUCAGGGUAACAUUGUCUCACCCAUGUCGCGUCAGGGUAACAUUGUCUUCUCAAUGUCGCGUCAGGGUAACAUUGUCUUUCCCAAGUCUGGUCGGGGUAACAUUGUCUCUCAUCCAAGUCAGGGUAACAUUGACUCUCCUCCAAGUCAGGGUAACAUUGAUCCUAGUCAGGGUAACAUUGUCUUUCCCCAGUCGGGUCGGGGUAACAUUGACUCUCCUCCAAGUCAGGGUAACAUUGAUCCAAGUCAGGGUAACAUUGUCUUUCCCCUGUCGGGUCAGGGUAACAUUGAUCCUAGUCAGGGUAACAUUGUCUCUCCUCCAAGUCAGGGUAACAUUGAUCCUAGUCAGGGUAACAUUGUCUUUCCCCUGUCGGGUCAGGGUAACAUUGAUCCUAGUCAGGGUAACAUUGAUCCUAGUCAGGGUAACAUUGUCUCACCUCCAAGUCAGGGUAACAUUGUCUCACCUCCAAGUCAGGGUAACAUUGAUCCUAGUCAGGGUAACAUUGUCUUUCCCCAGUCUGGUCAGGGUAACAUUGCCUCACCUUCCCUUUGA